AUGCCAGCCCCAGCCGAUUCCCCGUUUUUGUCAGAAAAUCAGACUGGCACAGUUUAUAUUCGGAUAGCUAUACCAGAACUUAAAAUACAGAAAUGUCUACAGUUUGAAUUAGAUGAUACAGUAUGGCAGGCAAAACAACGAGUUUUAGCAGCAUUUUCAAAGGAUCUGAGAGAUUCAUUAAAUUAUGGAUUAUAUUUACCACCAGUAAAUGGAAGAGCAGGGAAGUUUCUUGAUGAGGAAAGAUUUCUUAAAGAAUAUCCUUUACAAGGGCCCAUUGGUUUUCUAGAGUUUAAAUACAAGCGAAGAGUUUAUAAGGUGAUGCAAAUUAAUCCACGUAAACUGAAACAGCUUCACACCAAGACCCAGUUGAAGAACUUCCUGGAACAAGUACGCAAUGGAAAUUUAGAUAAAGUUGUCAAGUUAACAAAUAAAGGUUUAGAUCCGAAUUUUCAUGAUCCAGAUAGUGGUGAAACACCAUUAACCAUGGCAGUGACAUUAUCACGUGAUAAAUGUAGAGAAAUGAUAAUGAGUAUUGUAAGUGGUGGAGCUCAUAUAGACUUCCGUAAUAAACAGGGCUUAACACCCAUGCAUCAGGCAGCAAUACGAGGAAAUUUAGAAGCAAUCAGAGCAUUAUUAGAUCUUGGAGCAUCACCUGAUUAUAAAGAUUAUCGGAAUUUAACGCCAUUAUAUUACUGUGUGUCCAAUGAUACCAACGCUAUGUGUGUGGAAACAUUGUUACAUGAAAGAGCUGUGAUAGGAACACAUGAUGAACAAGGCUGGUUUGAGAUACAUCAGGCUUGUCGCUAUGGGCGAGUACAACACUUAGAGCAUUUAUUAUACUAUGGUGGUGAUAUGGAUGUUCAGAAUGCUAGUGGUAAUACACCUCUACAUGUGUGUAGUGUUAAUAAUCAGGAAUCUUGUGCUAGAGUUUUAUUAUUUCGUGGUGCUAAUAAAGAAAUCCUCAACUACAAUAAUCAAACACCAUAUCAAGUAUGUAUGGUGGCUAAUAAUCAUGAUUUAGCAGAUAUGAUUAAAAACUAUAGAACAGAAGAUGUGGUUCCUUUCCGAGAAAUUCCUAAGUAUAGUGAUAGGAGAAAAUUGACCACUAUGCCAUCUACCAUCAGAAAUUUAGUAAGAUGUCGAAGUGAUCCUAGGUUGAAUCUCAGUAUGUUGGAAGAACAAUUUAUAAAAUCGGGAAUGUCCAACCAUAGUUUACCCAAUAGUGAACAUGAUAAUGGAUCGUACACACUGUCAAGGGAAUAUAACUCUGAUUCACCUAGAUCUCUCAGUAUCUCCAGUUCCAGUUCUGGCCCAGUGUUAAGUAAUGAUCAAGGUUUCUAUGAAGGCAGAAGUGAUGGUAGUUAUUUUCCUGGUCAGAUACAAGAUUCACAGAUUAGAAGAGCUGGUUCAAUGGGAAAUCUUAUAGGAGACACUGUCACUUUAAAUCGGAAUACAUUAGCUGCCUUAGUACAACAACAGAGUCAUGGUGGAGUACAAACUACAGGGGAUAAGCCUUCUCAGGCAAAAUAA
Messenger RNA from Lottia gigantea (owl limpet), 1530 nucleotides. RefSeq lists its product as hypothetical. The coding region runs from base 1 to 1530 and encodes 509 amino acids. Gene Ontology annotation, cellular component: postsynaptic membrane; postsynaptic density; dendritic spine. Gene Ontology annotation, molecular function: synaptic receptor adaptor activity; ionotropic glutamate receptor binding. The transcript is spliced from 13 exons. NCBI's taxonomy places the organism in Eukaryota, Metazoa, Mollusca, Gastropoda, Lottiidae. The record is from RefSeq and is a predicted model, not a curated record.